GGAGCCACGAAGCUAUCGAUUAGUCUCGCGUUAGCCGCUGGUGGAAAGAAGCCAAGAAACAAAGGAUCAUAAAAGUUGGUGUGACCUCAGAAAAUCCCACAAAGAGAUGGCAACCUCCAUUAGAUUUGGAACCACAAGCGGUCCAUGCAGGACUGCUUCGGAGGGGAGAGCACAGCUGGCAGAGGAAACGGAUGAAAGAAACUGUGACCCAGACAAACUUUUGCAGUGUCCUUUUGACAAGAACCACCAGAUCCGGGCCUGCCGUUUCCCCUACCAUCUUCUUAAGUGCAGGAAGAAUCAUCCGAAACUGGCCAGCGAGCUAAGAACCUGCCCUUUUAAUGCUCGCCACCUGGUCCCCAAGCACGAGCUGACAUACCACACUGAAACCUGUGAGGACAGAAUAUCUCUGGACACUGAAGAUGAUGGAAGCACAAAUGGAUACUGUAAAUUGCAGGUCCCAGUCAGUACUUGGGUAAACCCGGAUAUGACCGAAGACUGGGACAAAGAGGCUGAUGAUGCUGCUGCUCCGUUUGUGUGGGGUGUAAACACAGCCCUGACUCAAAGCAGGAUGGAGACGAGGCCCACCAACAACCUUGGUCCAAGUUUUAGAACCCCCAACAGCUUCCCAUGGUCCAUGGAAAUAUAAACUAUAAAUAAUUCUUAUGCAUGCCAACAUAGAAGUGUGAUUUAGGCUCAUUGUAUGUGUGUUUGCAUGGAUGUUUUGUUUUAAAUUUGUUCUUUGCCACUUGAAGUUUUUAAUUUGCACAACUGUUUCUAAAUUUUAUUCAUAUUUUGGAUCCAGUUGCAGCAGUCUUAUUUUUAGUCAUCUGAUGUGGCAAGUAACCUAAAUUCAGAGUAUGGUCACAGUAGACCUUUGUCACAGCAGACAUGUUGACGCGUUCCAGUAGGAGUGAAAGGAGUGGAAUUCAGCCAUCAUUAAUUUCAUUAAUGUGCUUUUCCUAUUAAGACAAGUCAAAAUGUCUUGCGUGGAAAAUUUCCUGUUGAGUGGCAUGUACACAUGAGUGCCUCCAGUUUGUUUUUCUUCUGUAUUGCCUUGGCUUACCUGCGGUUACAAUGACAAAUGGCACAGGUUGAAUAUUGUGUCCUCAUUUUAUUAAAGG
This is a messenger RNA of Epinephelus fuscoguttatus (brown-marbled grouper), 1121 nucleotides long. RefSeq lists its product as uncharacterized. The coding region runs from base 107 to 646 and encodes 179 amino acids. The transcript is spliced from 7 exons. The record is from RefSeq and is a predicted model, not a curated record. NCBI's taxonomy places the organism in Eukaryota, Metazoa, Chordata, Actinopteri, Perciformes, Serranidae.